Micropterus salmoides (largemouth bass) is the source of this 7158-nucleotide messenger RNA. It is a transcript of the gene golga4, whose product is annotated as golgin A4. Gene Ontology annotation, cellular component: Golgi apparatus. Gene Ontology annotation, molecular function: small GTPase binding. Gene Ontology annotation, biological process: Golgi vesicle transport. NCBI's taxonomy places the organism in Eukaryota, Metazoa, Chordata, Actinopteri, Centrarchiformes, Centrarchidae. The record is from RefSeq and is a predicted model, not a curated record.
CCACGUUGGCCGCACAUGCGCAGAGAGUCUGGUCACCUGCUGGAUAUCAGAAGCGAACAGGGAAGUACAGCGCGGAGGAUUGGAUGCCAGGUUCAGCAAAAACGAAAUACCUUUCCGUCCCUCAGUAGUCGUCUGCUCGUCGGCUGUUUGCUACAUCAGCGUGACAAGAUGUUUAAAAAACUUAAGCAGAGGAUAAACGAGGAGCAGUCACCGCAGAGGAAUGCGCAGUCGCCCCAACAGGCCCAGACGGGCAGUGGAGACCGGCGCAGCAGCCAAACCCCCCCUUUUCAUCACGAUGGCACACCCUCUCCCAGUGACCGAGAGAUGCUGGCUGGGAUGAUAGCAGAGCCCGCUUUUCUCUCUGAGUAUACUAUCUUUGCUCUGGACCAUUCAAAACGACCCAAAACGGCCCAGGUAGCCAGUGUGAGUGCCUCGAAAGGACCAGCAAGGUCCCCGAGAGGUAGCAUCAAUGGGGAUGAAAGUGCUUCUCCUCAAAGAGAGUCAUUUACCCAGAAACUGCAAUUAAAAGUUCCCUCAAUGGAGUCGUUGAUUCGCGGCGGCGCCAGUCGGGCAGAAAACCUGUUCCGCUCUCCUUCUAAAGAAAACCUUGUCCGAAGCUCAUCGCGUGACUCCCUGACACCUUUGGGAGAAAACGAGCCCCAGGGCACCCCCACAUAUGAUCCCCCCUCGGACAUUGAGAGUGAGGCCGAAGAGCCACCAGGAUCUGCAGAGACCCUUUCCAAAGAGCAGCUGUUGCACCGGCUGCUCAGAGUGGAGAGUAGCCUGGGGAAGUACAGGGGGAAGUACUCAGAGCUAGUUACUGCAUACCGCACAGUACAACGAGAUAAAGAAAAAACACAGGUCAUUCUCAGUCAGAGUCAAGAUAAAGCUCUGCGGAGGAUAGGGGAGCUGCGGGAGGAGCUUCAAAUGGACCAGCAGGCCAAGAAACACCUACAGGACGAGUUUGAUGCUGCGCUGGAGGAGAAAGACCAAAUGAUCACUGUGCUCCAAACACAGGUUGCUCUGUUGAAGAAACGAGUCAAGGGCGCCCCUGACGGUGCUGUUCCACCUGGGGGAGAUGUCCCUCAAUCUGAAGAUGCUUUAGAUUCUACAUCUUCCUCACAAAGUCCUUUGAAGGAGCAAGGAGUAGAGGCUGAAGUCACUGAGGGAGAGGGCAGCACUGAUCCAACCAAACUUAUGGAGGCUCUACAGAAGAGAGUGAAGAGGCAGGAAAACCUACUGCAGAAGUGCAAAGAAGUGAUGCGUACACACAAGGAGCGCAGCGCCCAGCUGAGCAGCGAGAAUGAAACUCUGCAGGAGCAGUUGCAGGAGAGGCUGCAGGAGCUGGAGAAGAUUAAGGAGCUGCACACAACAGAAAAGACUAAGUUGAUCACUCAGCUGCGUGAUGCGAAGAACCUCAUUGAACAGCUGGAGCAGGACAAGGGCAUGGUCAUUGCUGAGACAAAGCGCCAGAUGCAUGAGACGCUGGAAAUGAAAGAAGAAGAGGUUGCACAGCUGCGCUUCAGGCUCCAGCAGGCCACUGCCCAAAAAGAAGAAUUGCAGGAACAGAAAGAAAAGACUGAGAAAUCAGCAUUCGAAGAACUUGAGCGUGCACUGGGUGUAGCUCAGAGGGCGGAGGAGGCCCGAAAACAGCUGCAGGUUCAGCUGGAAGAGCAAGUGAAAGAAAUUGAAAGGGCCAGUGAAGAAGAGAGGAAGAGUCUGCAGCAGGAACUCACAAGAGUCAAACAGGAGGUUGUCACUAUCAUGAAGAAAGCAUCAGAGGAAACUGUAGCCAAUAUGGAAAAACUCCACAGUGAAGCUUUGGCUGCUAAAGAAGAAGAGAUGAGUGCCAGAAUCAGCAAAGCUGUGGAGGAAUGCAAAGAGGAGUUUGCACAAUUAGCCAAAGAGCGAGAACAGCAGGCUUCUCUGGCUCUGGAGGAUGUAGAGUUACAGAAGACGGCUCUGAGGACAGAAGCUGAUAACAAGGUUAAAGAGAUACAGUUGGACCUGGAAGCUGCGAGAACUAGAAUAUUGGAGCUGGAAAGCUCUCUGGAGAAGGUCUCACAAGAUGGACCAAGUCUGACCCAUGAACUUUCCAGUCAGUUGGACGAGCUGAAGGAUAAACACAAAGAGCAGAUCUCGGCAUUAGAGGAAGAGCACCACGAGCAGCUGGAAAAGCACAAGGGCACCCUAACCCAGCAGCAUAAUGCUGCUCUUGAGGAGCUCAAGGAAAAACACAGGGUUGAAGUGGAGACCCUUCUGAGAGAUAAAGAACUCCAGCUCCAAGCACAUGUUGAGGACAUGAACCAGAAAACCUUAGAGAAACUGGAUGCAAAGCAGGCAGAGCUAGAGGCCGUUUGCGCUGAACUUUCUGAGGCGUUGAAGCGUAAACAGCUUCUGGAAGAGAAGUUGGUGGCAACUGAAGAGGCUCAUAGCUUAGCUCAACUGGAACAUGAGAAGAGGUUUCAGGAUCAGGUGGCAAAGCACAAUCUAGCGCUCGAAAAUACCAAACAGGAGCAGAAGCAGUCACUUGGAGGUAAGGAGAAAACUCUGAAGGAGGAGAUUAAAGCUUUGAAGAUUGUUCUGAGGGAGAAGGAAAAGGAUAUUGAGGAACACAUCUAUAGAGAAAAAACACUACAAGAGGAAUUACAAGAAUUAAAUGUCAAUGUUAAGGAGUUGAAGGAGCUGCAGCAGCGUUUAGCACAGUCCCAGCUGGAAAAAGAGAGCCUGAAAGAGUCUAAUGCACAGUUAAGUAAGCUCUCAGAGGAUCUUGAUCAGUGUAAGAGGGAUUUGACAGAUUUGGAGCAUCAGUUGGAAGUGGCACAGAAUGACUGUCAACAAAAAGAGAAGUCUGUUCAAGAACUAGAGCACCAAUUACAACAGAGCAAAAAUGAGCUGUUGGAGCAGGAGAAAUCAUUUACUGCAGAACUGAACACUAAGCAAGAAGAACAAACACGCCUCAAGAAACAGAUGGAAGAGGAAAAAGCGGCCCAUGAGAAAAAGCUGAAAAACACUACAACAGAGUUGGAAGCUAAGCUGAAGACACAGGAAACAAAAAUGGAAAAGUUUAAACAGAAGGCCAAAGACAUGCACGAGAGUUUCAAGAAAAAGAUCCAGCAGAAUGAAGAAAACAUGAAGAAGGAACUUGCAAAAAAGGAGAAAGAGCUUCAGCAGAAAGAGCAACAAGUUCAAGAGAAAAUUGUAGAGAUGGCCAAAAAAAGUUCCCAAGGCCUCAGCAGCGCAAUGUCAGAGCUGCAGGCCAACCAUAAGGAAGAACUGGAGAAGCUACAUGACAGCCAUAAGCAUGAGAUUGAGGAGCUGGAGCACCGUUGGCAGGAGAAGUUAGGACAGCAGGAGGAAGAAUUAAUGGAGAAACACUCACACAUACUACAGGAGAAGGCUCAGGAACUGGAGGAAAUGUCCCAGCAACUUAGCAGAGGAAAAGAGGAGAACGAGCAAGCAUUGUGCGAAAUUAAGGAUUUAAAGGAGGAGCUGGCGAUUCGCGAAACCACCGUGCAGAAGCUACAAGAAGAGCUCAACGAAGCGGCGGUUAAGCUUGAAAGUUUGUCUCAGGGUGAAGCGUUGCUCAAAGAGCAAAUGGAGUCACUGGAGAGGAACCUUAACCAGGCUCUGAACGAGAGAAACUCCCUCCAAGACAAGCUCGAAACAACGAAGGAAGAGAACAGGGAGAGGUUAAAGACCUUGUCAGAUAAGUUAGAGGAAACAGAGAAGCAGCUUAAAGCGCUGGAAGGUUCCAGAUGGAAGGAAAGUGAGGACUUGCAGAAUAAAUUUGAGGAAACUUCCAUUCAGCUACAAGCCAAGAAAGCAGAGUUCCAGCAGCAGUUAAUAAUGAUCCAAAACCAAAUGGAGAAUUGCUGUAAGGAUUUUCAAUCUAAAGUAGAGUGUGGAUCUAAUGAACUCUGUCAAAGAGUUGAGUGUAGAUUGAAAGAGCUGAAAGAUAGACUGCUCUGCAGUCAGAAGAAGGUAGGGCAUCUCAAAAACAGUAUCCUUACUAAAGUAGAUAGAAUUUGCACUUUAGAGGAGAGUCUCCGCCAGCAGACGGUGGAGAAUAAGAAUCUAUGCAUUUCAUUAGAACAGGUGAAUGCUCAGGUAAGUGCUCACAUGGAGCAUGUCCAAGCCUUAACACAUGAGAAGGAGAAUCAUUCUCAGUCUGUCAACGAGAAAGUUAAGAAAAUUGAGGAGUUGAGUGAAGCAAACAGAAUCAUAUCAGAAAGUAUGAAAACAAACGAGUCACAUAUCAGAAACUUGGAGAGCACCGUCAGCGACUUGAAAAAUCAGCUAGCAAGUAGCAUAAAAGAGAAGGAGGAAGCCAUAAAUCAGCUGAAGCAGCAGUAUAAAGAGGAGCGACAACAAAUUGAGGAGACCAUUGAGAGGUUGGAGCAGGAGAGAAAGUCUGCUUUAGAGCGGGCGGAUGCACUCAGGAACAGUCUGUCUGAGGCAGAGGCAAAGUUCACCCAGAAUGACAACGCUAUUACAUCUCUACAGGCCAGGCUUGACGAGCUGGAGCGAGAGAUUGUAGAAAAGAACGAAGCUCUGCAAAGGCUGACGGCAAGUAUUGACAAUCAGUCUAUCAGCAAGUCUGAGAUGGACCAGGUGCUGAGCGAGAAGGAGCAGAGGGUCAGCGGGCUUAACCAGGAGCUGGAGAGUUGCAUAGGGCGACUUGGUGAGCUUCAGGAGCAGUUAGCCUUAAAGACGAAAGAGUGUGAACAGCUCACAGCUGACCUCAAACAGCAGCACAGCAUCAGGGAGGAUGAAAAGAGAGUGCUGGCAGAGCAGCUGCAGCAGACCCAGAUGCAGCGUAAUGUGGAGCAGGAGAUGGCAGAAAAAUUACUUUCCCUUGAGGAAGACAACCAAAAGUGUAAACACAAGCUUGAGAGUCAAAGGGAGGAAUUUGAAAGGAUGAAGGACGAGAUUAUCAAGAGCAAAGAGGAGAGUCUGAAGGCAAGUGAGGAGAAGUUGUCUGCGGAGAGUGCUCGGAAAGUAUCGGAGCUGAAGAAGAAAGCUGAGCAGAAAAUCGGUCAGAUUAAAAAACAGCUAACCUCGCAGCUCGAGGAGAAAGAGCAGACGAUCAAGACUCUUCAGGCCAGCUUGGAGGAAGUCAAGAGCAGUGAAAUGGCCCGCAAAGAACACGCGGACACGUUGGAAGAGAAAACAAAAACACUCGAGGAAGCUCUCAUCAAUCUCAAGGAAGAGCAGGAGAAACAACUUGAACAGAUUCUGAGUGUUGAGAGGCUUGAGAAAGAAAAGUCUUUAGAGGAACUGAAAAACGUUUAUGAAGAGAAGCUGUCCUCGCUUCAGAGAGAUGUAGCACAACAAGGGCAGCUCAAAGAAACUGAAUCGGCGCUACAAGAAAUCGAGGCAAAGCUGGAAGAAGCAGAAGAGCAGAAUGGAAACCUUCUUGCAGAAAUAAAUCGUCUGAAAGAAGAACUACGUGAGAAGGAUGCUGAGCUCGAGGAACAUCAGGCAACUAUUACGCAGGUCCAGAAUCCAUUAGAACCUGAGGCUGCAAUGACGGUUGAAUGUAGCAGCGUGCAGCAAACAAAGAGCGCAAUGGAAAACCACUCCACGAUGCCAGAAGUGGACACCGAUUCUCUAGAGUCUCUUAAGGACAGUCUGAAUCAGGUGAGGAACGAGAAAGAGAAAAUCCAGAAGGACUUCACCAGGCUACAGAAAGAUCUCCGGUUACUGAGGAAGGAGCAUGAACAGGACCUAGAAUACAUGAAGAAAGAGUUUUUAGAGGAGAAUGAGACAAAGCUAAAACUGGAGAUGGAAGAUGUGCAAAUGAAGCAUAAUUCUGCUAUCAAGCAGUUAAUGCGGGAGUUCAACACGCAAAUGGCUUUGAAAGAGAGGGAGCUUGAUACAGCAGUGAAGGAGGCCAUUGCAAAGGCCCAGAGUGUUGAAGCAGAGCUCAUCAGUAGCCAUCGCGAGGAAGCCAGUCAGCUGAGGAAGCUGAUUGCCCAGAAGGAGGAGGAUUUGCACAGAACUGUUCAGACAUACGAGCAGAAUCGAGAGGAGGAGAUGGGAGACAGAGUGUGGCAGGUCCAGAAGGAACUGGAGGAGUUGCAAAGAAAGGGCCCUUCUGAGAUGACCAUGGAAGAUCUACAGGCUCAGCUGGCCGAGAAGACGACGUUGCUGAGUGAGGCUCGGCUGAAGGAGCAGCAGUUUGUGGAGAGAAUUCACUCGCUGGAGGACAAGAUUAAAUGUUUCCACCGUAAGACUGUUGUAACUCAUCUUGGGAGCACAUUCAAAGAUCCUGGAUUCAACAGCACUGAUGCACUCUCAGAAGCCACUGAGAUGGAGUACCUGAGGAAAGUGUUGUUUGAAUACAUGAUGGGACGGGAAACAAAAACGAUGGCCAAAGUGAUUACCUCUAUGCUCAAGUUUCCUCCGGACCAAGCGCAAAAGGUUUUGGACAAAGAAGACUCAAAAACAACUCCAUGGUUACGAUGAGUGUCUGAAUGAUAAGAGCCCUAUUUGGAUGAAAAUCUGCUGCUGCUGCUGAAAGAGGAAGACUGCCAUGGAUUUGAUCGAGCCCCUCUCUCUGCGACUCUUGUCAUUUUAUGACUCUGUAUGUGUGUGGGUAUGUUUUGUAUGUGUGUGUUUGAGAUCACACUGGGACAUAAGAGAGUGUGUGUGUGUGUGUGUGUGUGUGUGUGUGUGUGAGAGAGAGAGAAUAUAUCUAAAGGUAUGAGGGAAUUGGAGAAUAAGCCGGAAACAAAAAUCUUCCAUGAAUCCAGUUUUACUCUGGUUUAAUUAAAUAAAUUAGGUUUAAUUUAUGUUUUAGAAUUGUUGUCUUUUGAUUUUAGAAUGUGUUUAUACAGAUUGGCUUGUGCAAUAAAUUAUAUCAUUACGUAUUGAUGCUGACAGGUCAGUUGAUUUAUGGGUUUCUGUGUUGUGCUGUUGUCUGAAUUACUUCCUCUAAACGACCCUUUAACUGUGCACUCACACCACAUUAAGAUAUACCGGCCUCUGGACCUUGUUUGUUUAACACAGCUUUUCUAUGCUUUGUAUAUUGUCACUAUCACUGACAGAAACACAAAAACUGUAAAUUGUACUAUGAUAAUAAAACUGUACUAUAGGCCACUAUAUGACUUCCUAUACAUUUUCAGAUUAACAGAUUAAAUCCUAUUUACAGAA